UUACAAAUUGAAAAGAGAGAAAGCAAGCUACCCAACACUACCAAACAAAAAACAAUCUUAAAAAACAAAAACUCUGAAACUACAAUCCAACACAACAUCUAAAACCAAGUAAAAAAGAUUACAAAUACAAAACAUCCAUUCUAUUCUGCCACUCUGUGCUGCUGGAAAUCUUACAUCAACAACACAACACAACACUCUCAAAGAACCUCACAGGCUUGCGUAUCACAUUCAGAUCUUGAGACCCUUCAUUUGUGCUCAAUAUCAUGGCAGAGCUGAUUGCGGGGGCAUUUCUUUCGUCUGUCUUUCAAGUGACUAUUCAGAGGUUGGCUUCAAGAGAUUUCAGAGGCUGCUUUCGUAAAGGGUUGGUGGAAGAACUUGAAAUCACACUUAAUUCUAUAAAUCAAUUGUUGGAUGAUGCAGAAACAAAGCAGUACCAAAACACAUAUGUGAAGAACUGGCUUCAUAAACUAAAACAUGAGGUAUAUGAAGUUGAGCAACUAUUGGAUAUUAUUGCUACCAAUGCACAAAGAAAGGGAAAGACGCAACACUUCCUUUCAGGUUUUACUAAUCGAUUUGAAUCUAGGAUCAAAGAUUUGUUAGACACGCUAAAAUUGCUUGCUCAUCAAAAGGAUGUGCUGGGAUUGAACCAAAGAGCCUGUACUAGUGAAGGUGCGGUUAGAUUGAAAUCCUCAAAAAGAUUGCCAACUGCGUCUUUGGUGGAUGAAUCUUGCAUAUAUGGUAGAGAUGAUGAUAAAAAUAAAAUAAUCAAUUAUUUGCUUUUAGACAAUGAUGGUGGCAACCAUGUGAGCGUAAUAAGUAUUGUGGGUCUAGGUGGGAUGGGUAAGACCACCCUUGCUCGACUUGUCUACAAUGACCACAAGAUAGAGAAGCAAUUUGAACUUAAAGCUUGGGUCCAUGUUUCAGAAUCUUUUGAUGUUGUUGGACUCACCAAAACAAUUCUCAGGUCAUUUCAUUCCUCAUCUGACGGUGAAGACUUGGAUCCACUCAAAUGUCAACUACAACAGAUAUUAACAGGCAAAAAGUUUUUGCUUGUUCUAGAUGAUAUCUGGAAUGGGAAUGAGGAAUUUUGGGAGCAGUUACUACUUCCAUUUAAUCAUGGAUCUUCAGGAAGUAAGAUUAUUGUGACAACACGUGACAAGCAUGUUGCAUUAGUCAUGAAAUCUGAGCAGCAACUUCAUUUAAAGCAAUUGGAGGAGAAAGAUUGUUGGAGUUUAUUUGUGAAACAUGCUUUUCAAGGAAAGAAUGUGUUUGAAUAUCCAAAUCUUGAAUCGAUUGGAAAGAAGAUUGUAGAAAAGUGUGGAGGGUUGCCUUUAGCUGUGAAAACAUUGGGGAAUCUCUUGCAAAGAAAAUUUUCUCAAGGUGAAUGGUCUAACAUAUUGGAGACUGAUAUGUGGCAUUUAUCGAAGGGUGACGAUGAAAUUAACCCAGUAUUGAGAUUGAGUUACCAUAAUCUCCCUUCCAAUCUCAAGCGUUGUUUUGCCUAUUGUUCAAUUUUUCCCAAGGGUUAUGAAUUUGAAAAAGAUGAAUUGAUCAAGCUUUGGAUGGCAGAAGGUUUGUUGAAGUGUUGCAAAAGAGACAAAAGUGAAGAAGAGCUGGGUAAUGAGUUCUUCGAUGAUCUGGAGUCCAUUUCAUUUUUCCAGCAAUCGAUAAAUCCACUGUAUAGUCGUACCAUACUGGUAAUGCAUGAUCUUGUUAAUGAUUUGGCAAAAUCAGAAUCUCGAGAAUUUUGCUUACAAAUUGAGGGUGAUAGGCUGCAAGAUAUAUCUGAAAGGACACGUCAUAUUUGGUGUGGCUCUCUUGAUUUGAAAGAUGGUGCAAGAAUAUUAAGGCACAUUUAUAAGAUUAAGGGAUUACGCGGUCUACUGGUAGAAGCACAAGGCUAUUAUGACGAAUGCUUGAAGAUAAGCAACAAUGUUCAACAUGAAAUUUUUUCAAAACUAAAAUACUUACGGAUGUUAUCAUUUUGUGAUUGUGAUCUCACAGAGCUGUCAGAUGAGAUAUGCAAUUUAAAGCUUUUGCGCUAUCUAGAUCUGACUCGCACAGAGAUUAAAAGGUUGCCUGAUUCCAUUUGUAAGUUGUAUAAUUUACAAACACUAAUAUUGGAAGAAUGUUCUGAAUUGACCAAGCUCCCUUCAUAUUUUUACAAACUUGCCAAUUUACGCCAUCUUAAUCUAAAAGGCACUGAUAUUAAGAAGAUGCCAAAGCAGAUCAGGAAGCUGAAUGAUCUUCAAACCUUGACUGAUUUUGUUGUGGGAGUGCAGAGUGGAUCUGAUAUUAAGGAGUUGGAUAAUCUCAAUCAUCUUCGAGGGAAACUUUGUAUUUCAGGUUUGGAAAAUGUAAUUGAUCCAGCGGAUGCUGCAGAAGUCAAUUUGAAAGAUAAAAAACAUCUAGAAGAAUUAAGUAUGGAAUAUAGUAUCAUAUUCAACUACAUUGGAAGAGAAGUGGAUGUCUUGGAUGCUCUUCAACCAAAUAGCAACUUGAAGAGGCUCACCAUCACAUACUACAAUGGCAGUAGCUUUCCAAAUUGGUUAAUGGGUUUUCUUUUACCCAACUUAGUAUCUCUUAAACUACACCAGUGUAGAUUAUGUUCCAUGUUGCCGCCACUUGGGCAGCUCCCCUAUCUCAAGGAGCUUUCUAUUUCAUAUUGUUAUGGUAUAGAAAUCAUUGGCAAAGAGUUUUACGGCAAUAGUUCAACAAUUAUUCCGUUCAGGUCCCUUGAAGUUUUGGAAUUUGCAUGGAUGAACAAUUGGGAGGAAUGGUUUUGUAUUGAAGGGUUUCCUUUGCUUAAAAAGCUUUCUAUAAGAUAUUGUCACAGAUUGAAAAGGGCCCUGCCUCGACACCUUCCUUCUUUACAAAAACUGGAGAUCAGUGAUUGCAAGAAGUUGGAGGCUUCAAUUCCCAAGGCUGAUAAUAUCGAAGAGUUAUAUCUAGAUGAAUGUGAUAGCAUUUUGGUAAAUGAAUUGCCAUCCAGCUUGAAAACGUUUGUCCUUCGUAGAAAUUGGUACACCGAGUUCUCCUUAGAAGAAAUUUUAUUCAACAAUAUCUUUCUUGAAAUGUUGGUCUUGGAUGUUAGUCGCUUCAUUGAGUGUCCUUCUUUAGAUUUGCGUUGCUAUUCUCUUCGGACACUUUCUUUAAGUGGCUGGCACUCCUCCUCCUUGCCUUUUACCCCACACUUGUUCACCAAUCUUCAUUAUCUAGAGUUGUCCGAUUGUCCACAGCUGGAAUCAUUUCCAAGGGGAGGUUUGCCUUCCAACUUGAGCAAACUUGUAAUACAAAAUUGCCCAAAAUUAAUUGGUUCAAGAGAGGAUUGGGGUUUGUUCCAACUUAACUCUCUGAAAUCAUUUAGAGUUGUUGAUGACUUUAAAAAUGUGGAAUCCUUCCCAGAGGAGAGUUUGCUGCCACCAACUCUUCACACUCUUUGUUUGUAUAAUUGUUCAAAGCUAAGAAUAAUGAACUACAAGGGACUUCUCCACCUCAAAUCUCUCCAAUCUCUAAAUAUUUUGUCUUGUCCUUGUCUUGAGAGCUUGCCAGAGGAGGGUCUACCAAUCUCCCUUUCUACUUUGGCCAUUAAUAGAUGUUCAUUGCUUAAGGAGAAGUAUCAAAAGAAGGAAGGAGAACGUUGGCAUACAAUUCGUCACAUCCCUUCAAUAAAGAUUGACUAUAUUGAGCAGCAGGGAUGAGAUGUUACUAUAGGUGACCAGAAACCAUACUUUUGUUGUCAUCGUCUCUCGUGGAAACCCGAAGGCCCCACAUUUGAUUUAGUAAGUGUGAAGUUCUUUCAUAAGCCAUAUGUCCUACAUCAAUUCAAAAGUAUGUGUAAAUAAAACAAUGAGUUUCAGCUAUUUUCUUGUUAGAUGAUAAGAUUGGGCUUAUGCUAUUAGGCCCUUUAGGUUUCUAAGUUAGUCUAGUCCAUUAGGUGUAACCUAGCCUUCAAAAAGGGAUACAAUUUGUACAAGUAUUUCAUACAGAGUUUCUUGAUAUGGACUUGGGAAUUAUAGGGUGCUCAAGUCUGACAUGAGUAGAAUUGAAUGUUCUGUGUAGUAUAGAAGUGGAUUGAUUCGUGUUUUUAAUAGUAUUUAAGUGUACCAAUGUAGGGAAAAGUCAAGCUCUCGAACCUUGGUAGGGAAACCAAUGUACUGUCACAUUCCGCUCGAAUCCUUUUCUUCUCGCUAUUUUUCUCUCAUGUUGCUGUAAUCAGUCUUUAUUCAGUUAUAAAAAUCCUGUUUCAGUUUUAA
Messenger RNA from Medicago truncatula (barrel medic), 4256 nucleotides. RefSeq names its product putative disease resistance protein At3g14460. The transcript has 3 exons. Lineage: Eukaryota; Viridiplantae; Streptophyta; Magnoliopsida; Fabales; Fabaceae. Bases 264 to 3701 code for a protein of 1145 amino acids. Gene Ontology annotation, molecular function: ADP binding. The record is from RefSeq and is a predicted model, not a curated record.